UCUCGAUUGACCAAUAAUAUAAAUGGCUGUGAAUGACCGCUAAACACGUCCUGUGUGAAAAGGCCUUUAAGUUUAAUAUAUUGAGAAGCCCAGCCGAACCCACAACAUUCGCGGCGGUUUGGUAAAGUGAGGAAGGCGCUCUCUGACAGCGCGUGAAGGAGGCGUAUCUCAGUCGUACUCUCAGUCAUGAGGUUCCUCCGCUCGGGACUGUUUUUAAUCAACCGUGGGGCUCAGCAGCUUUGAGUGAAACUUUUCACUCUGUUUGGACACCCGGACCGUUGAAACGAGACUUCACAACCAGCUCUGACGCGCGUCGAAUUAGUUCAAGAGUUUCCACGAUAAUAUCGUAAAGCCUUCCUCAGAUAUGUGCGCUUUAACCCAGCGCGUCGGAUACCUGAGCUGCGCGUUUGAGCGCUUGUCGCUCGACAGCGCGCCGUGAUCCGGGGGGAUGAUGUGGGGACCAAGCGCGCAUUCCCAAUGGUAUGUGUCUCGACUCUAGCCAGGAACGUCUGUGCAGAAGUGGGAAUGCUUUUCCGUGGGAUCUGGGCGCUCCGCCGGAGGUGCUGCACUGGUCCGCUUCUGCUGCUGGGGAUAGCGGUCGGGCUGUUUUACCACACUGUGACUAUGCACCGGGACAGAACUGAGUUCAAGUCCAGUCAACGGGACCAAAGGAACAAAUCUGCGGUGUUUGAUUAUAAACUACUCCUCAAGAACCCAGAGAGACUCGCAUCUCUGCUAGAAGCAUCACAGACAGACAGUUUUGUGCGUCAUUCUAAGCGCAGCUGUGUGGGAAAAGCCAUUAUUCUGACAGGCCAACAUGCUCCAACGGACACCGAGGUCCAGUUGUACCAGAGAGUCCUACAGCAGCAGGGGUAUAGAGUGGAUCAGGCCUGUUAUGCAGAGACCAGCGCCUCACUCAGACAGGACAGGAGAGAUGGAAGAGACUGGUCCGUCUUGAUAUGCCUAAAGGGCUCUGAAAAAAGUUGCCUGCGAAAAAUCAACGUUGCCCAUCCGCAGCACCGCCAGAGGGUUAACAUAAUACCAGCCUUUGCCGGAGCGUUUCUGGACAUGGGCGGAGUCUGCCGGUUUUUGACGGACAGCCAGCUGUCAGGAGUGACAUUACCAAUACUUCCUUCUGCCUGUGCUUUUUCCACAUCUCCACAAGAGGGAACCCCAAAUGCUGCUGAAGAUGAAUGGAGGCAGCCAAUCACACACAGCCGCUCAGACAAUCAGGACCUAAAUGCCACCGUAAACGUAUACGUCCUGGUUACCUCGGCAACACCGCUGACCGCUUUUGUCCACCGCACAGUCUUGGUCAAAACCCACUUGGAUAAAACUAGUUAUGCCACCGAGUUGCAGGUAUUCUUUAGAGAAAGACUGGGUCCUGAACUCUCUCAUCAGGCCGUUGAGCACAUGAAUCACGUCAUCAGUGACAUCCUGAAAGCUGCUCUAUUAACCACAAAGGAGAGCUUCACAUUAAAAUUACUUUUUAAUUUUACUUUACUUUUUAAGGUUCCUUUUGCCUUUUCUAAAGGAUACCUAAUCUUGGACGACCCAAAGAGCCCAGAGGCAUCAGACCCGCUGUCAAGAAAAGGGAGGUGUGUUGAUCCCCACCUGAGGCAGUUGUACACAGACCCUCCGUUGGUGCUGAUGCCAGCGUUUAACACGCUGGAGAAGCAAUAUCGAGCCGAGGUUCCGUUUGAUGUGAUCACCGUUCGCAUCCGGCCAGAACCAGUCAGCCCACACUGCCACAUUCACCUGGACGAACAUCUGGGACCCAGGAUGGCAAACUACCCGGUUGGCCUGGGCAACAGCAGAAUCAACAUUCUGGUGAUGGACGAAUCAGAGGCUGAGCCCGUCGUCAUGACGAUAUACACUCUGCACAUAUACCGCGACAGCAGGCCCAGUCUGCCAAUGUUUGAUGAGUAUGUGAUGUGCAGCUUUGUGCAGGACUGUGGCCUGGUGGUCAGACCAGAUCAGCCCUGCGGUUUGGAGCCCAUUCCAGGGACGAGAUCUUCAGAAGAGGCCCAGGCCUCACCUCGGCCUUGUCUCUCAGGAGAUGAACCUGGUCGUUGGGUCGUCCCAUGCCUGAGCUGUUCAGACAACAGGACUUGUGAUUGGAGAGAGGUCGCCUGGCAACCCGACAGCUGUUAUUACCCUUUACUGGACCAACCUCAGUUGCAAACCUGCAUGAUGGACCGGAAGGUCCUGUUUAUCGGCGACUCCACCAAUCGAGGGAUGAUGUACUACCUAAUGGAGAGGGUGAACACUACUCUGGAGGACUGGGACAAGGCUCACGACACCAUUGUCUACCACAACCUGAAUCAGGGCCGAACUAUCGUUAGCUACUCCUACUACCCACAAUUCUGGCUGCCGAAGGCUCAGAGACCCACUUUCCAAAGAGCUCUGCAGCAGCUUCUAGAAAGGUCACAACCCCUGCAGAACUCGCCUCAGACAGUGCUGGUCGCUGGUGGGGUGCAGUGGCUGAACCUGAACCAUUUGAGGACCAUUCAGCAGGUUUUAGAGAGGGAGGGUCUUGAGAAAAUCGUGGUGGUGGUGAAGUCUUUAGGAAUGGGUUUCCAUCUGCCUGUGGAUGGUAUUCGCUCCCUUCUACUGAAUGGAGUGCAAGAACUCUAUAAUGUGAACAAAAAUAUUCUGGAAAGUGCCAAGCAUCUUGGAUAUGAGGUCAUUGACACUCUCAGCGUCACCAUGGGUCGUUAUAAGGAGUUCCUGCAAGGACAAUGUGCCUGCCAUUUCCAUGAGUGUUCGGAGGAAACAAGCUCUUAA
Sinocyclocheilus grahami is the source of this 2787-nucleotide messenger RNA. It is a transcript of the gene cped1, whose product is annotated as cadherin-like and PC-esterase domain containing 1. The record is from RefSeq and is a predicted model, not a curated record. The transcript has 17 exons. Bases 478 to 2787 code for a protein of 769 amino acids. Lineage: Eukaryota; Metazoa; Chordata; Actinopteri; Cypriniformes; Cyprinidae.